AUGUGUUUAGAACUUAAGUGGUUUUUUAUAAAAAGCGUGAAAAAGUUUUCCUUUGGUUAUUAUUGUGCUGUUGGAAAUGUAAAUGCUCUUACUUUGUUCGACCAAGGCAUUUCUUUCCCUUGUGUAAGGGAAUUAGUAUCAAAGUUCAAUCAAAAAGCUGGUCAAAGUACUAAUAUGCAAAAUAAACCAAUUCCUGAAAAAAAAGGUGAAGGAACUACUUCGAAAAGUAGUUUAAAAAGUAUUAAACUGACACCUGGAGAACAAGAAACUUGUUUUUCUAGCUCUAGUAAUCAAGCUGAAGAAUCAAGUAAUCGUGAAUCAGAGUUAGCUGGAGGUGGCUCAAAAUUAGUAGAAUUUAAGGAUCCAGAAAGCUGCAAAGGAUAUAAAUUGAUGGAUUUAUUAAAUGAUGCAUUUCAUGGAGAUAUAACGGAAGAUAAAGAUAUUAUGAUGAGAUGCUUAGGUGGUAUUUAUGUAUAUGUUCAUAAUAAUAGUUUAGUUUAUGCAAAAAGGGCAAAUUUAAUAUAUACGAAUUUAGCUAAUAGCUUUUUAAAAUUACAUUUUAAAGGAAAAAAUGAAGAAAGGAUUAGUAUAUUAAGAAAAAAUAAUGAUCUAUCUGAUACAAAAGAUUAUAAUUUGGAAUUAUUUAAGAAAAUGUUAAAAAAAGUGUGUGCAAAAAAAGAUAUUGUUCUAUUAGAAAAAGCAGAGCUUGUAAAAGCAGAGAGUAUCUUGGAAAAAUAUAAUUCUAUUAUAUCUGAUUAUACGAUCUCUCUUUCCACUGUAGUUGCAAAUGUAAGAAAACUUGCUGAAAAUUAUCAAAAUUAUAAGCUAGAUUUAAGAUUUUUUAAUUACAAAUAUUUUAUGGAAUUAUUGGAAACAGAUAAAUUAGGUAAAAUAAUAAAUUUUUUAUCAUCUUUAUCAUCAGAUUCACAAUCAAAAUAUAUUAAAAUAGAUAUAAGCAUUUUAAGGGGUUUGAAUAGUAAUUUAAAUGUUAUAAGAAGGCUAAUAAAUAAUGUACAAAGUGCCUUUAAUUUAACAAAAAAAAAACUCUUUGAUAUUUUUAAAAUGAAAGGGAAUUUCAAUAUAUUACUUCUUAAGGAUUUUUUAUUAUGGUAUUUUGACAAAUAUGACUAUAAAAAUAAGAUAGAAGAAAUUUCGUAUUUACUGGAAGAUGGAAAUUUAGGACCAGUUAUUAAAAAAAAUUUAAUGAAAAUCUUACAUGAGAAUGAAGAAAGUUUUAAAAAAUUUAAGGAAAAAUUUAAUUUAGAUGGAGUUUUUCGUGCAUCGAUAAGAACUUCUAGACUAUGUUUAAAAAAUAAUAAAGAGGAAUUAGAAUUACAAAGUAAAUGGAAUGAUGCAGCACUUUUGCUUGAAAAGUUAGUUGUAAUCAAUAAAGUAUCUCAGUUUUUGUUAGAUUUUAGAGAAAUUUUAUCACUUUUAAAUGUAAAUUUUCUCAAGUUAAAAUGUAUAAAAUCACCAGAAAAAAAAAAAGAGUUUUUUGAUAAUAUAGAUAUUGCUUUUAAAAAAUAUGACGAACAAAAAAAAAAAUUAAAAAUGUAUACACAAUGGUUUCUCAUUAUAUCCAGAAUUAAUGAGAAAUUAGAAAAUUUAGAAAGUUUCCUUUUAGAAAAUCAAUAUAUUGAAAGUGUUUUAAAGGAAAUAUAUGAACAAUGCAAUUUUUCUUAUAUUACAUGUAAUUCAGAUGAAAAAAUGCAGCAUAAGAGAUCUAAAAUCGUUUACUUUUCAAUAAAUUUUGUUUUAGAACAUUUACUUAAUAAUAAAGGCAUUUUUUUAAAAGACUUAGAAUAA
Messenger RNA from Plasmodium relictum, 1806 nucleotides. RefSeq names its product Plasmodium exported protein, unknown function. The coding region runs from base 1 to 1806 and encodes 601 amino acids. The record is from RefSeq and is a predicted model, not a curated record. Lineage: Eukaryota; Apicomplexa; Aconoidasida; Haemosporida; Plasmodiidae. The transcript has 3 exons.